Rangifer tarandus platyrhynchus (Svalbard reindeer) is the source of this 660-nucleotide messenger RNA. NCBI's taxonomy places the organism in Eukaryota, Metazoa, Chordata, Mammalia, Artiodactyla, Cervidae. The record is from the annotation of a GenBank genome assembly.
AUGAGUGAGGGGGCCCUUACUCUUCCUGCCUCUCAGACCAGCAGGAGGAGAGCAGACGCCACUGAAGUCUCCCUCUUCCCCGUGGUUCCUGCUCUGGGUCCCAGUUACCAUCUAGGGACACAGCACCCUGCGCUGUUGCUGCUGUGUGGUCAGGAAAGACAGCUGGGGGGAGUCGGGGUGGGGUCUGUCAGAGGAGGGCUUGGAGAGGAGAGUUGUUUUCAGGCUCAGCAGCACUUAAGUCUCCCCUGGGGAGGGCGCCUAAGCCCUGUGACUGGUGCGUGCAGGGAGGGGGCGGUCAGGAGAAGGGCUUGGCAGAGCUCCAGCAACAAUAUUGGGGUAACCCCCCUUCUUGGGGGAGAGGGAGCAGAGCGGGCCUCUCCAGCGGGCCCCUCAAAGCCCUCCUCCCCUGUUCACACGGUUAACAUUAUUUUUAAACCCAAGGCCGGGAAAGAAGAAUCCAAAAAGCAAUAUUUCUCAUCACAUGCCAAAAACAGGAUUAAGAAAAGGAGCGGCAGGCCGAGGCCCCUCCAGCUGUUCCUUGGGGGUCCCCCUCUGCCCACCUCAGUAUGGUGCUGGGUAGAUGGGAUACCUGGGUUCUCACCUUCAAAAAUAGGGGCAACCCCAGGCUCUAGACAGAGGCCCUUUUAUUUUUUAUUCUGA